Molecule: messenger RNA, 2480 nt
Organism: Arvicola amphibius (Eurasian water vole)
Lineage: Eukaryota; Metazoa; Chordata; Mammalia; Rodentia; Cricetidae
Gene: Ptpa
Product: protein phosphatase 2 phosphatase activator
Exons: 10
Coding region: 248-1219 (323 amino acids)
Biological process (GO): mitotic spindle organization
Cellular component (GO): nucleus; protein phosphatase type 2A complex; cytoplasm
Molecular function (GO): peptidyl-prolyl cis-trans isomerase activity; protein tyrosine phosphatase activator activity
Source: RefSeq, a predicted model, not a curated record
CCGCACUAAAAUGGCCGCUGCUGUCUGUCGGCGCGGCGGCCGCGAGACGGCAGUUGCUGGGCAUGCUCCCUGAGUGCCCCGCACUGGCAUGGCUGCCGCCUUCACGAGAGUGACUCUAAUUCUCGGCUUCCGGUCGUAGCCGGCCGGCGCUCAUUUCCCUUCUGGAAGCUUAGUGGAGCCGGGGAAAGGUGCGGGGUGAACGCUGAGCGGGAACUGCGAGCAUCCGCGCCGGCUCCCAAAGGAGAAGAUGGCUGAGGGCGAGCGGCAGCCGCCGCCAGAUUCUUCAGAGGAGACCCCUCCAGCUACUCAGAACUUUAUUAUUCCAAAAAAGGAGAUCCACACCGUUCCAGAUAUGGGCAAAUGGAAGCGGUCUCAGGCUUAUGCUGACUACAUCGGCUUUAUCCUCACCCUCAAUGAAGGUGUGAAAGGGAAGAAGCUGACCUUUGACUACAAAGUCUCUGAGGCCAUUGAGAAGCUGGUGGCUCUUCUCGAUACGCUGGAUAGGUGGAUUGAUGAAACCCCACCGGUGGACCAGCCCUCCCGGUUUGGAAACAAGGCCUACAGGACCUGGUAUGCCAAACUUGAUCAGGAAGCAGAGAACUUGGUGGCCUCAGUGGUCCCCACCCACCUGGCGGCUGCUGUACCUGAAGUGGCAGUUUACUUGAAGGAGGCUGUGGGGAACUCCACACGCAUUGACUAUGGCACAGGGCAUGAGGCUGCCUUUGCUGCUUUCCUCUGUUGUCUCUGCAAGAUCGGGGUGCUCCGGGUGGACGACCAAGUGGCUAUUGUCUUCAAGGUGUUUGAUAGGUACCUUGAGGUUAUGCGGAAGUUGCAGAAGACGUACAGGAUGGAACCUGCAGGCAGCCAGGGUGUGUGGGGUCUGGAUGACUUCCAGUUCCUGCCCUUCAUCUGGGGCAGUUCACAGCUCAUAGACCACCCCCACCUGGAGCCCAGACAUUUUGUGGAUGAGAAGGCGGUGAGUGAGAACCACAAGGACUACAUGUUCCUCCAGUGCAUCCUGUUCAUCACCGAGAUGAAGACCGGCCCCUUUGCAGAGCACUCCAACCAGCUGUGGAACAUCAGUGCUGUCCCCUCAUGGUCCAAAGUGAACCAGGGCCUCAUCCGCAUGUAUAAGGCAGAGUGCCUGGAGAAGUUCCCUGUGAUCCAACACUUCAAGUUCGGGAGCCUGCUGCCCAUCCAUCCUGUCACAUCAGGCUAGGAGAGGCUGAGCCACCAGAGCCACCCUGGCCAGUUCUCCUGUGCCCUCUGACCCGGCACCCCUCCCACCCACCUUCUGUUCAUUCUGUUUGAUGAGAGGCUGUUUACUGAGAUGGGUGCUGAACAGGGCCUGAGUUGGAGGAAUUGACCAAAGUGUGGCCAGUCUUUGACUGUUCGUCUGGUGGGCAAGCAAGAGCCCACCCCUGUCCUUCCUGCUUCCUUUCUCUCCGCCCAGUCCAAUGUGGAGACAAGGGCAUCCUGCUCUUCCCAUUGCUUUCCCUUCCCAUGACGAGACUCCUCGUUGAGAGAGGGGACACUGUGCCUUCGGGGGCUGGCUGGUCAGCUUCCCGAGCUGUGUUCCACUGGGUAUAUGCUGUGGGGCUGAAGGGUGAGGCUGUCAGCAGCUGUGGGGAGGCUUGGGACUGGGGAGAUGGUGGGUAGAGGGGCUAUGAGUGAUGAGGAUGGCUUUCUCAAGGUAGCCUUCUAGGCCCUGAGGUUACCUAUGCCCAUCCUCAUUCUGGCUUUUGUUCCCUGGGUGUCAUGACUAUUAGUAACAUCCCCCUUCCUGGGGGUAGCUUAGCUAUGGAAGCUGCUCCAGGCUCCUGGGAAAGCCUGUUGAUUGGGUGAGGCCUCUUUCCAGAACUGUCUCUGUCAGGGAGAGAAUGGUAGAGACUCAGGGAGACUAGGGCUGCUGUGUUUGUGAGAAUCUGGCCUCCUCCAGUCACUCUUUAGGCCUGAUCAGUUUUGCUACCUCCUUCCUGCUUUGAGUGAUCUUGAGCUUCACCUGAGGCCCUUGCUUGCUGCUCUGCUUGCUUGGGUAGGUCUGUGGCUGGCGUGAGAUGGCAGGGGAGGCAGCAGCCCUCUCUUUCUCCCUCUCCCCUUAUGAGAAGAGGCAAGCAGUGCCCUGGAUAGGGACUGCAGAAGGGACCUAGUCACAGUCACCAGUUUCUCCCAGCGCUGUGUCUGAACUGGUACCUGUAGGCUUCCCUGCCAUACUCACCCUCUUCUGCACUGCCCAUCCCGUGUCUGUGUCCAUAGACUCCUUGGGGAGUGGACACUGAGGAGCACAACCCAGGGGCUUGGCCAGGCUUAGUGAUGAUCUGAACAGAGCUGGGGCUCAAGUCAUCAGUGUCACAGGCAGUGUCCCAGGAAAGGCCCAGUGCCAGCCUCCCUUCCAGGGCCAGGCCAUCGCCUUCCUGGCUCCCUCCCCUAGUCCUGCGCCUCCCUUGCUGUUUGGAUUAAAGCCUCUGUUUUACACCUGU